AAAAAAACUGCGCGCGGCGUUUCGCUGUACGACUGAACACAAACGUGUCGAUGUUUGUUCUUAAAGACGAAAGAUUUCCCGUUCGUGUCCUGCAGCUCGCCUGGUUGUUCGUUAGAUGAGGGUCGUUUGAGCUGCCGACAUGAAGUGUUUGAAAGUGGAGGAAUACAUCCAGCGGACUGCCUCUGUCAACGAAGCAGCGGCUUUGUUGCAGGAGCUGGAGACAUAUGUGAGGAGUCGCCCCGGGUUUCAGUGUCGGACGCUGUGUGACAGAGUCAUCAGAGCCUGUAACCACCAGCUCGGAGUUGCUUCCCUCCACUUCGACCACGUCAGUCAGCUGGUGAAGCUGGUUGAGAUCUCCCUCCAUGGCUUUGAUCUGUGUGCAGCGCUGGCCGCCCAGAGCACUCCGCUGUACAUGGAGAAGAUCGUUUUUCAUAUCUUGAAGAAGCUCAGCUCCCUGGAGGUUCAUGCUCUCUGCAGCCGUGUGGCAGAGCUUCUCUACAGCAGGCUCUCCGCAGGACAGCAGGUUGAGGAGGACUACCAUGUUCUUGUGCGGAACUGCUUUUCUGUGCUAUGGAACAGACUAAACCCUGCCAAAGAUGGGACGGUCCUGAACCUGCGGGACAAGCUCCACUAUCAAAUGCAAGCUUUGGGCUUCCUCUUGUUGUUGGACACAGACGGAGCAUCUCAGCCUUCCCUUAAAUCUCCUAAAUAUGCCGUUGAUGCCAUCACUGAAUUUGAGAAAAACUGUGGAGAGGUGACAAAGGAUGAUGGCCACUUUCUCCUGCAGGAAAUGCGCACAAGUUUUAAUAGAUGUUGGCCCAGCAGUCAGCGUGGGGAGGUGGAUGAGUCCAAGCAGUUCAGACAGACAUCAAAUGUCUAUGCUCUUUCUGAAAUGGCUUUGACUGUUGUGAAGUUACUUUGUAAAGCAGGCCUCUACACUAUGGCCUCCGCCUUCCUGAAGGAAAUCCAGAGCAAGAUCUCGGACUGCGAUCGCUGCCGUUGUACGGCGUUGGUUCUCGGCAAAUGGGGGGUAAAAAUUCAUUCAGCGGCAAAAGCUGGCAAAGAAGAAGGCCAGGCUUUGACUGAAUGUGCCAGAGCCUUGAGGUCACUCCCAACUACACUAGAAGACAGAGAAUCACAUGCAGUCCUGGAAGGAUGCAGUCUAGUGGUAUGGGCUGUUGAAAGCGGCAACAACAAGGGCCAAAGUGGACCGGCGCUUCUGGCCCUGUUUUCUUUUCAGGAGGAACACCAGGAGUUAAUACUGAAGAUUUCAAACCAGAAUUCAACAUGCCAAGUUGAGGCCAGCAGGCUGCAGAAGAUCCUCUGCUUCAGUGUUUACCAAGGCCUGGUAUUUGCUUACGAGAGCAUGAUGGCUUCACAGCUUGAGAACAGCGACACACUGGACCGAGUGCUGCUGUACUGCCAAGCCACGGCUGGACUGAUGAUGACCGAACUCCACAAGCUGCAGAGUGAAAAUCUUUUGGUCAAAGCAGUGGUCGCUGUGAGCAACUUGGCCUGCUGGUUGUACAACAAUCGUCUCUAUGACCAAGCAUUCAGUCUGGUUGAGAUCCUCUGCAGGGAUCUAGUGAAGAAUCGCCCAGGUUUUCUUUCUGUGGAUCGGCUGAGUCGACCCUUCAUGCUGGCUGUGCAAACUUCCCGACGGGCUGGGAAGCUGGAGCAAGCUCUGGACUGGGUGAUGCUGUGGCUGAGAGCUCUUGGGGACAAAGUCACAAGUCACAUGGCCGAACCCGUCUCUUUCUGGGUGAAAACGAAAACUGAUGCAGCCCGAAACCUGGAGGACAUCCGACUCAGGACGUUACGGGAUGGCUUUGGUUCCAACGUCCCCGAUGAGCAAGUGAUGCUCUGUCUUCUGGAGGAGGAGUUGCACGCCUAUAAGGAGGUGGCAGGUGACACUGCCCAAGAGCGCUACAACACCCUGUGUGACCUGUUGGACAUUUGCCAUGUGGAGAGUCCCCACACCCAUCGGCGAGCGGUCUACCUCUGUGAAAUGGCCCAAGUGGUCUGCUUCCAGGAUUUCAGUGAACAGACGGAUUGCAUGGCAGUCGAUUUCACUCACGAAGCUUUACGGCUUCUUGAUGAAGAAACGGAGACACCAGAGAACGCUGAUCAGCUGACGGACGACAAAGCCCAUGCGUCCCUGUGGCUUUAUAUCUGCUCCCUGGAGAAGAACCUACAGGAAACCAUAGAGAAGGAUCAGAAAUGGAAAGAACUCCAGGAGCAGACGCAGUCUGUGGCUCACCUCGGGCAAAACAGUGAUUUAGAUUAUGAGGAUAAGCACAAGAACCAAGACAGCAUGGCGAUCUACGACGGCCUCAAAUUCAACCUGGCUGCAGAGAACAAACUGUGUCAGCCUUUGGAGCGAGCCCUGGAUGCUUGGGCCACUCUGUUUGAGAGAUCAGCCAAGCCUUCGGUGAGGAAUGCCAAGCAGACGUGUACCUCCAUCUCUGUGACUGCUGCUCUGUUCAAACUCUUGGGAAAGCCUCUGAAGGCUUUGGAGGCUUACCGGCUUGUGAUUGGAUUUUCACGCCAGCUGGACGACGCUCAGACUUGCGCUCGUUCCCUGUGUCAAUCAGCCAGCCUCCUCCUGGAUUUGGGGUCCCCUGAAAUGGCUCUGGCCCAACUCGAAGAAGCAGAUAAAGUUCUGUCCUCGGCCGAGGGACCGUCUUCCCUCUCGACGCUGAUCGUCCUGCUGAAAGCUCAGUACUAUUACAGCGUGGGACAGGUGCACCGUGGGGUGCCUCAUCUGUGUGAGGUGCUGAGGAGUUUGAAGGAGCACAAACAGUCAAAGAGCUUGUACAUGCUCCGUGCGAAGGCCCUCCAGACUUGCAGCGCCUUUCUCAAUCUGGAUACAUCUCAGCUUCCUCCAGACCAGCGGAGCUGUAUCACGGAGCACGGUAUACACACUCCAGACAGCGCCCUGCACGAGAGUUUGAAGCUUCUUUGCAGCCUGCUCGUCACCUUAGUGGGAAGGGGCCUGUAUGGGACCGGUGGCAGUCCCUCAGACGUGCGCUUCGUCGAUCAGGGGGACAACCUGGUGAUGAAGUGGCAGCUGCUCUCAGAGCUGCUGAGCUGCUCUGUGAAGAUGGUGGCCAUGAGGAGCGCCUGUGGGGCCGUUCAUGACGCACGGCUCCAGUGUCUGGAAGCCCUGAAACUGGCCAUCAAGCUGCAGGCACUCAGCCAGUGUGCAGAACUGCUGGUCAUGAAAGCUGAGUUGGAGCUGAUGCAAGGGGAGAAGGAAGAAUGUCGGGCGGAUUUAGAAACAGUCAGAAACCUCCUGGAUAUCAGUAUAGAUUUUUCUGAUCGUGUCGAAAAAGCAGAUGUGAAAAUCAAACCAAGGAAAGGUCGUCCAGCACGGAGACCUCAGUCGCCCCUUCCGACCACGGAGGAUAAUUUGAAGGACAUCUUGAACGUCAGAUGGCCUGCCAUGGCGCCUGUCGUGAACGAGCAGGGCUGCUCUCCGCCUCUCAAAGCCCGGCCCCUCCGCUGGCUCUCCUCCCUUCGGCAUAAAGCAGACUGUCCGUGCCCCUGCUGCUCUGAGCCGUCCCUGGGCCGCGCCACCGCUCGCUGGGCCGCCGCAGCGGCCGACCUCGUCCUUCAGCUGGAUCCUAAUCAAGCCAGCGUCGGUUCAGAUCUUCACUGGGCGGCGUUAUCCCGCUGCAAGAGCAUUGCUACCAAACUUGGUGCGAAUUUGUUGAAAGCUGAUCCUCUCAGAAGCCUGGGAAAACUGGGCUUCACGCAGGACCUGGUGGGCAGUGUCUACCUCCGUAUGGCCCUGGUUGGGCUGCAGCCAAGACGAGACAAAUCGUGUGGUGUCUGGAAAAUACUGGAAGCCGGCCUCGCGUUUGUUGAUUCUUCACCCUCUCCUGCGCUCAGACCCGUGAAGGCGGGCCUGAUGGCGACCAAAGCCAUCGCCUCGCUGAUGACCCUGGCUGCGAGACGGGGAUGCGCCCCAGAGGAGGUCUUCUCAAACGCCUGGACCUGGAACGCACCGAAAGCAUUGAAAGAACUGAACCCAAACCAGAAAACGGUACCAGCGGUGAAGAAAUCAAAAUAUGCCAGUAAAAAGUCUGACCUGAUGGACCAAAGCAAGGAGGUGAAGAAAACCAAGGCAGUGAAAACUUCCUCAACCAAAGAAACGGGUCUACUCCCUAAAACCCCCGUCGCAUCUCGGACCACUCGUAAAGGGCGCGACUGCUUUGACUUCAACACCGCGGUUCCUACUCUGUUUUGCACGCCGGUGCAGAAGGUGAAAGGAUCGUCCUCCGUGCAGAAAGUUCCAAAAACUGCCUCCAAGCUGCAGAUUCACGUGGAUGAAGAGCUGUCGCCACUUCAAGAGAAAAUCAAACCUGUGCCCGCUGCCCCCAGAGCCAUCAAGAAAUCCCGUUUCAAAGUGGAAUUCAGCGACGAAAGUGAUUCCGAGGCUAAAACUCCAUCAGUCUCCAAAGGAAAAGCAGACGCCCCCAAAAAGCGAGCGACUACUCGACGAGCUGUGAGCAACGUCAAGAAAAGCCUCGACCCGCCUCCAGAGAAGGCUCCGGCCAAGAGGCAGGCGAAGGCCAAAAAGACAUCGGCGGCGCUUUUGGUGAACUCUUCAGAGGACGACGAGACUCUGGUUCUUCAGUCCACCUCAUCAAGAAGAGGACGGAGCAGGAAGGCAAAUGUCAUGACAGACACAGACUCACAGGAGGAGCCGGACAAAAUGAGAACUAUUGAGGAGGAGACUGUUGAGGUCUUCGAGAUGAGCAUCGAGGAACUCAGGAAUUCUGACACAGAGGAGACGGACAACCCGGCUUCUAUUCAUGAUAUGGAUUUCGAGGUGCUGCGCCGGGACAUGUGUUGUGACCUGGAGAGAGACGGAGUGUGUGAACUGAAGAGCAGAGACCAUCUCGGAGGAGAACCACAAACUCACCUCUCUCAUUCAGACACCCUAUCAGACCUUCAGUUGCUGGACGACGUCCGGUCUCUGCUCCGCUCAGCCUGGCUGACACUGCAGCACUUUCCCUCUCCCGCUCUCUACCCGACCAUCUGUGGGCUUCUGGCCUUGACCACGGGGCAGCAAGACCCCAUGACCACGGCCAUGCUGCAUUCCCAGUCCCUGGGAGUCACGGGCCGACAUCGCACGCUCAGGCAUUUAGCCAGCAGUUUGAAAAAGCUGAAAAAGUCUCCCUCCGAGCUGGCAGAAAAAAUGGACGCCUUGAGCCUGGACGAGCUCAAAACCGUGCCCGGGGCUUCAGCUGAACAAAUGCUGUCUCAGAUGGAGAGCAUCUUUUCAUUCUCAACUGCAGAGUCCGAGUCUUUCCCUCAGAAACACUGCCAAGACUUCGCUCAAUCGAUUCAGCGUCUGUCUCCAGGGUUGACAGUGUGUCUGAUUUCUGUGGUCGGCGUGAAACCUGGAGAAAUGGGUGACAGCAUCAUGCUGUCACGUCUUGAGAAGGGCUCUGCCCCCGUCACCGUCCACAUCCCUACAGCUAAGGAGCAGCACCCCGUCACCUGGCUGGUGCAGGAGCUGGACUGUAUCCUGGUGGAGCAAAAGGUCGUGAGCUGCAUCUCUGAGAAGGCCAAGUGGUGGGACGGCCGCAGGGCUCUGGACUCCAGAGUCGAGUACCUGUUGAAGUGGAUGGAGAACAUCCUUGGAUGCUGGAAGAGCCUACUCCUUCCAGUGUCGUCAGAUCCUGAGCUCUCCAAACAAUCCCAGGGCCUUGGUAAAGCCCUGUCUGCCCGGGGAGUGACAGUCAGUGAGGACAUGCUGAAGGCUGUGCUUUCUGCGUCUCCGGUGCUCAGUGAAGAUGAUCUUCAGAGAUUUGCUCUUGGAGUUCAUCCAGCGUGGGACAAUGAGUGCAAUCAGCUUCUUCACACAGCCGUUUCCAAACUGUCCGAUCGAGAAGAGCCGAGGGGUCACGUGGUUCUCAUCCUGGACAAGUACCUUCAGAAGUUGCCGUGGGAGAGCACGUCUAUCUUGAGGAGUUGCUCUGUGAGCCGAAUGCCUUCUUUCAACUCGCUGCUUGGACUGAGAAUCCAGGAGGCCGAUUCUCAGUCUGUCCUGGAGAAAGGUGUCGAUACAAGCAAGGUCUUUUACGUGUUGGACCCUGAUGCCAAUUUAGUUCACUCUCAGGACCGAUUCAAGGAGUGGUUCUGCAGUCAACCCGGCUGGCAAGGUGUGUGUGGAGUUCCUCCUGAUGCCAGUCAACUGGAAGAAGCUGUUGCAACCAAGGACCUCUACAUUUAUGUGGGCCACGGCGCCGGGGCUCGCUUCCUGGACAGCCAGACGAUCCUGAAGCGGCGGAUGAGAGCCGCUUCUCUGCUGUUCGGCUGCAGCAGCGCCGCUCUGGCAGUGCGUGGCAGCCAGGAAGGACAAGGCAUCAUCCUCAACUACCUGAUAGCAGGCUGCCCCUUUGUUUUGGGAAACCUGUGGGAUGUGACUGACCGGGACAUUGAUCGCUUCACUAAAGCCUUGCUGGACUCCUGGUUAUCAGCCGGGUCUGGAGCGACGCUCCUGGAGCACAUGGGUCCAUCACGACAGGCGACGCACCUGAAGAACCUCAUCGGCGCUGCGCCGGUGGUCUACGGCUUACCCAUCCACCUGCAGUAGGACAUGAAGACAAGAACUUUAUGAAAUGGACUGGAUGCAGUCUUUUUAGAGUUUGAAGGUGAAAGAAUCCAAAUAAAAUCUUUAAUUUGUUGUAUUUUUUUUUUUAAUUUAA
Salarias fasciatus (jewelled blenny) is the source of this 6722-nucleotide messenger RNA. It is a transcript of the gene espl1, whose product is annotated as extra spindle pole bodies like 1, separase. The coding region runs from base 140 to 6610 and encodes 2156 amino acids. Gene Ontology annotation, cellular component: centrosome; cytoplasm; nucleus. Gene Ontology annotation, biological process: meiotic chromosome separation; proteolysis. Gene Ontology annotation, molecular function: cysteine-type endopeptidase activity; protein binding. The record is from RefSeq and is a predicted model, not a curated record. NCBI's taxonomy places the organism in Eukaryota, Metazoa, Chordata, Actinopteri, Blenniiformes, Blenniidae. The transcript has 32 exons.